AUGACGGCCUCCCUGGGCCGGCUGCUGCUGGAUCAGGCCCAGCGUCAGGAACACACGGACCUGGAGAUCGCCGUGGGCCCGGAGGAUGCCAGCUGCACUCUGGCGGCCCACCAGUCCGUGCUGGCAGCCCGAAGCCCCGUCCUGGCGGCGAUGUUCCGGCACAAAUUUCAGGAGGGCCAGACCGCGAAAGUGCGGCUCGUGGACGUGGACGUGGAGACCUUCAAGCAAUACCUCCACCUCCUCUACACCGGCGACCUUGAGGAAGACUUGAACCUCGACAACAUUCUGGAGGUGCUAGUGAUCGCAGACCGGUUUCAGUCCCCCGGUUUCGGGGAUGUCUUGGCCCGGCGGCUGCGGGACUUGGUCACAUGGGACGAGACGGUGGGCAAAGUGAUGAUGACCUACGUUCGACUCCCGGAGGACAGCGAGUACUCUGGUAGCCUGGUCGGGGUGAUGGGUGACCAACUGACGCAGCUGAGUUUCAAAGAUGCCUUGCGGCAGACGCAGAAAGCGGUCCUGCAGCCGAUUGAUGAAGACACGUCUCGGCUAAAGGCCAUUGCUGCUCGAGGACUCAUCUUCUCCAUGUUGGCCUUCCCCAUCAUGCGGGACAUUGCAGACGAGGCGGUGAACAAGCGAAUCGUCUGUUUGCUCUCGCUGAUCACGGACACCUUCGGCUCCCUCUGCGAGCUCCCCGAUGAGCCGCGGGCAGCCAAGCGCCGCCGAGCCGAGAGAGCGGAGGCCGGUCCCGGUGCCGGGGCCGCCUGA
This is a messenger RNA of Symbiodinium necroappetens, 765 nucleotides long. The record is from the annotation of a GenBank genome assembly. Lineage: Eukaryota; Dinophyceae; Suessiales; Symbiodiniaceae.